This is a messenger RNA of Parasteatoda tepidariorum (common house spider), 2199 nucleotides long. RefSeq names its product N-alpha-acetyltransferase 40 (gene Naa40). Gene Ontology annotation, cellular component: nucleus. NCBI's taxonomy places the organism in Eukaryota, Metazoa, Arthropoda, Arachnida, Araneae, Theridiidae. The record is from RefSeq and is a predicted model, not a curated record. Gene Ontology annotation, molecular function: histone H4 acetyltransferase activity; histone H2A acetyltransferase activity; protein N-terminal-serine acetyltransferase activity.
CGUUUUGUUUAUAUUUUUAUUGUUAUCUUGCGCGGGCAAAUUCGCUUCAUAUAGCCUAGCACUGAUUUUCUUAUUUAAUAUUCUAGUUAUAAAUAUUUCACAAUUCUCUAUAAUUAUAUAUAAGUAACUUAAUAUAGUUAUAGCUGUAGUAUUAACUUGAAAGGGGUAUAGCCUUCUAUAAGUAGAGUAUAAGUAAUUAGUACUUUCAAGAUGCCUGGACGACAGCGACCUAAACCUAGACUUACGAAAAAAGGAAAGAAAGCUCAAAUUUUAGCUUUAGUAAAUGCUGCAAAGCUUGCUACUAAUCUUCUGGAUGAUUUAAAAGAGUGGACGACUUAUAACAAGCAUGACAUGAACUUAAAAGUAAGCUUCAGUAACGCUAAAGAUUUGAAAACCGAAGAAGUGAAUCAAAUAUUCGAUUUGCUUCAAAAGAAUAUGAAAGAUCUGUAUGAUAAAAGUGAUUGGGGCUGGAAUGCAGACGAGAAAAUGUCUGAACUCACUUCUGAUGAAGCCAGAUUUUUGGUCGUUAAAGAUUCCGAGGAUAAAUUAGUCGGAUUCACACAUUUCCAAUUUGAUGUUGAAACAAAUUACCCUGUAUUGUACUGUUACGAACUACAAAUUGAAAGUGACUAUCAGCGAAAAGGUCUAGGUCGAUUUUUAAUGAACAUUUUAACACUUAUUGCCUUUAAAUUUAAGUUGGUUAAAGUGAUGUUAACUGUGUUUACAAACAACAGGGCAGGGAUAAAUUUUUACUUGAAAGCUCUGCAGUUUAGACGGGAUGAAACGAGCCCUUAUGAGGAAGAAGAAAGAUGUUACAUUAUUCUUUGUAAAUUUGUGGACAAAAAUGAAGUUAGUAACAUAAAAAGCAUUUAGUAAUUUGUAUAUAGUGCUGCUCUCAGAUACAAGGCAUUUCUCAGUGUGAACUAAGAAACUUAGUUUUCGACUCAUUUAAUAUCAAAUCAUUAUUAGAUUGAAAAGAGAGCUAUUUUUGUUUGUCUAUUCUCAUAUCAAUUGGGGAGAUUUCCAUGUCGUGAUCUGUGGCAGAAUAAUUGUCAAGUCUUGGCUAGUUCCGGGUAGCGGCCAGCGAAAAACUUGAAGAAAAAAAAGUAUCGCAGAAAGGGUAUAACUCGUAGUCGCCACCCGGCAAUCAUCUACAUGUUUUUUAUAAAAUUGCAAUUUAAAAAUCUAUUUGGCACCUUGGCUGACGAUCGUAGUUGGUGUGACAGAUCAUGAUACGAAAAAAUCUCCUAUUAAUAAAAGUUACCAACUAUAUUUUUGUAUUGGUAUUCUUUGGUGUUUAAAUAUCUCUAAAUUAAGGUUAAAGUAUUAUCCAGACCUGAUUUCGCUAACGUAGUCAUCAAGUUGAAAUAAAAAUAUAAGGAUGAAAUGACUGAGAUAAUUUAUGUUGUUAAUUAUGUUUGAGGUGUCCGACACAAUUUUUUUUUUGAAGACUGCCUUAGUUAAAACUAUUUUUGGUAAACAGGGAUGUUAGAAAUUUAAAGUAAACUUAAAAAAAUGUAGAAAAUAAUUUAUACAUAUUUUGGGGAGAUUUCCAUAUUGUGAUCUGUGGUAGAAUAAUUGCCAAGUCUUGGCAACUUCCAUGCAGUGACUAAUGAGAAACUUUAAAAAAAAUCACAGAAAAGGAACAAUUUGAAAGGUAUAACUUGUAGCCAUCCCUGGGAUAAAAUAAGAAGUAUAAAAUUUUUAAUUUAUUAGUUAUAAUUAAUGUUAAUUUUUUUUCUGUGAAACUGCCUUAAUUAAAACUUUAUUUUUGGUAAACAGGGGUUUUAGAAUUAUAAAUUUAGAGUAAACUUAAAUAAUGUAUGAAAUAAUUUUUCAAAAUAAGAGCAAAAUUUAGUAUAAAAACUGCAGUUUUUUAUGUCCCUCUAACCACUAUGCAACAAUUGUAAUUGUGUCAAAAUAUAUUUUUUUUUCCAUAUUAGAUCAAUAAUACAGUUACCUAUGUUUUGAACUAAAAAUCUUAUUUAAAAAAAUUCUUGACAAUUUAUGAUAGCACUACUUAAUCGCCUACUUCGUGUUUGUGAGCCUUAUGUCACAGAAUUUGCAAUAGUAAUUUACUUUAAGUGUAAUCCAUUUUUAUUUAGCCUCACACAUUUUACAUUAUCUCAUUUUUACUGUUAUUUGUUUGUAUGAACCAUGUUUUUUAUUUUAAUAAAAUGACAGAGUAGUGCACUGAAA